AUGCGUCUGUGGUCCAAUUUUUCAUCUCUAAAUAAUAUAAAUAAUCAAGCACAUCUUGAAAUUAAUACAAAUAAAAGACUAACACCAUAUUUUAGUUUCAAUGCUAGCUCCCUCAGACAGCGUAAAGUGCAUGGUUCACAAAUCAUUGAGGAUGAAUUGUCUUUUGAAGAGUUGCGCUGCAUGCAUUACAAAGCAAAAAUAUUGCAAGCUCAGUGUGAUAGUAAUCAAGUAAAAGAAUCUCAUCAUAUUUUAAUGCCAGCUUCAAAUCUCGUAAACAUUAGUGUGGAUACAUAUGAUAUAAGUCAUGAUAGUCAUAAUAAGGAGAAUGAACAGACACAAGUAAAAAAUUUACAAAGUACUUUAAGUAAUCCCAGAUUAGAGAUGAAGGGGCAGAAAAUAAUGGUACGGAUGAUUAAAGCUACUGAUAAUCACAUUGAUACGAUUUGUGAAGGAUUGGAUUUUGACUUAGUAGAUGCAAGUAAAAAUAUGAAGAAGGAACUACAAAGUUCACUAUCAAACCUUCUUUCAGUAAUUACAAAUGAGCAAGAGAAUAAUAGUGAAGAAGUUGAUUUCAAGAACAUGUCAUACAUUAGUUGCAUUAUUCCACUACCUAUUAGUAGAUCUAGUGCACUUUUAACAGAAAAUAGUAGUUUUGAAUUAACUCAAAAAGCUUUGUUAUGCACUGGUUAUACUCAAACUUUAAAUCCAUAUUUAAGUUACUCGCGUUUAUUUCGAGAAUCAAUUAUGUAUACUUAUUUGAUGGAUAGAUAUAAUAAAUAUUCAAAGCGAGGAUUAUAUUCUAACUCAUUUUCACUUUAUCAGUCAACAAUAUCUACCUUCCCAAGUAACUUUGAAGCUCCUAAAUUGUGUAUAAGUGCCUACAAGGACGGUUACUCAUUCAAUUUAUCACUUGAUGAUACAUAUAUUCGCAAAUGUAAAUUAAUAAAAUUAAUUGGAAGGGGUGCUAAUGCAAUUGUUUUUCUUUCAGAAAUUUCUACACUAGAAAAUAAUAUAGAGGUUCAUUCUUGUAAAUUGGCAAUUAAAAUUCAGCAUUUAGAUCUUGGACUUUGCAUACGUGAAUUGUAUUGUGGAAUGAUACUCAAUAAACGUCAGAAAAAAUCCUUAAAACUUUUGAACAGUAAAUAUAGAGAUAUUUUUAGGAGAAAAGUAUCUGUUUCAAUUGAUGACUCAGUAGUGAAUUCCCCUUUUAAAUUUGGUACAGCCAGAAGCUCUAUAAGUACUUGCUAUCAACCUGAAAGUAAUUUUACAUCAAAUAGAAAUUCAAUAGAAUCAAAUGAGCAAUCUAACCCAAAUAAUCAAGUUAAUACCUUGGAUUCAUACUCCAAAAUUACCAAUUUAAAAGUAGCCCAUAGACCAAGUACUCAGAUUUUGGGUGAUUUUAGUCGUCUUUCAAUUGGAUCAACUUAUUCCACAGGAAGAACAUCCCUGUACUUAUCAGAAAAUAUGAUUACCAAACCUAUACAAUUAAGCUAUGGAGUUACAGUCUUUUGUACAACGGAGCUGCAUGUUAUUGCAUCGAAUAGCUCUGGUUUAAUUCAAAACAUAUUUACACGUAAUAUGGUAAGGAAUAAUAAAAAUAACAAAUUUGUAUCUGAAAAUAAAGAUGAAGUUACAAAAGCAUCUAAAUCAAUUGGAAUAUCACUUCUUCCAACAGCCGAAGGAGCUAUAAGUAUUCAACAAAUCAUUAAUGAGCACUACAUAAAACACUGCAAAAAUAUGGAUGAACCUCUCGUACUAUUUUUAAUAUAUCAGAUGAUUGAAGCUUUGAUAGGAUUACAUGACAUGAAUUUAAUUCAUGGAGAUAUUAAACCAGAUAAUAUUCUUCUUUAUCCAGAAACAACUGCUGUUCAACACAAUUCAGACUUGGAUCACAUUUAUGACUUAAAUACAUUACAUAAAGAUCAAUUUAUAUUAAGUGAACAAAAUCCCAUCCAUCCACUACUUCCAGAAGGUGCUACUUUGCCAAUACAUAUGGCAAUUAUUGAUAUGGGCAGGAGUUUGGAUAUUGGUGAAAUUUAUAAUGGCACUUUGUUUUUGGGGAAUUGUCAUGCUAAAGGAUUUACUCCCCCUAGUAUGCUUGAGAAACAGUCAUGGUUAUAUCAUAUUGACAUAUUUGGAUUAGCUUGUUUAGCACACUGUCUGAUAACUGGUAGAUAUAUGGAAUUAACUAAGUUGCCAAGCCGAGAUUGGACAAUUUAUGACCGGAAUUAUAGUUUAGGUGAAAAUAUAAAUCACUUUCAAAUUUAUUAUUAUAGAGUAAAGAAUGCAAGUCAAUGCAUCAAAAGAAAUUGGAAUACUCCAUUUUGGACCCAAUUUUUUCAAGAAACAAUAAAUUUCUGUCCACUAUUUAGACAUGAUGAAGAACUAGUGGAAACUAAUAUAAAUACAUCUUUAGAUGAAGUCACAGUGGAACUGCGAAAUAGUUGUAGAUAUCUUCUAAAACAGCUAAAAGAAAAGAUUAUUAAGAUCUUUGAUUCUCAAAAUCACUUUAAAAAACAACUCAUGUACCAACUAAUUUCACUAAAUAAUAAGUUAUCAGGAAUAGUAUAG
Messenger RNA from Cryptosporidium muris RN66, 2571 nucleotides. RefSeq lists its product as uncharacterized. Gene Ontology annotation, biological process: protein phosphorylation; mitotic spindle assembly checkpoint signaling; meiotic sister chromatid cohesion, centromeric. Gene Ontology annotation, molecular function: ATP binding; protein kinase activity. The transcript has a single exon. The record is from RefSeq and is a predicted model, not a curated record. Lineage: Eukaryota; Apicomplexa; Conoidasida; Eucoccidiorida; Cryptosporidiidae. Bases 1 to 2571 code for a protein of 856 amino acids.